AUGGGUGCUUGCGUGCUCAAUGGUCUAGGAGCUGGCCCAGGUGAGCUGUCUCCCGUCGUCGCUGGACUCCUGGCCGAACACACUGGCUGGCGUAACUUUUGGUGGCUGAAUGUCGCUCUACUGGGCGCAGCGUUCGUCGUGUCUUUCUUUGCCUUCCCGGAAACCCGAUGGCAUCGUCACCGAGCCAACGACAUUCAGACUAAAACGCGUCAUCCAUCGAGUACCUCUUUAGCAACAAACCCAGAAAUGAACGGCAAGACGAGUCCUCCUAACCUGAAGAACGGGGUGGCUGAUCAACCUUACACACCCGUGCAAACCCCAAUCCAGCAUGGUAAACCGGGGAGAAAGCAAUUCAACCUCUUCCAACCCAACCAACAACCUCUAAAGACUCUUCUCAUAGAGCUUUGGACGCCCUUCAAGUUGUUCGCUUUCCCCAUUGUCGACUUCGCCUCCUUGGUCGUUGCUUGGAGCACCGCAUCAUUUUUGAUAGUAAAUCUGACUCAAUCGCAAGCCUUUUCCGAAUCACCCUACCAGUAUACAGCACAGACCGUUGGAUUCUUUAACUUCGCAGUCGUCGUUGGUCUCUUGUUGGGAUUAGGGACGGCAGGACCCCUCAACGAUUGGAUCAGCAUGCGUGCAACGAAGCGCAACAAAGGGAUUCGGGAACCUGAAAUGCGCCUGCCUGCUAUGAUUCCUUACACCCUGAUCAUGAUCUUGGGAAAUUUUGUGGUGGGAUUCGGGUAUCAGUAUCAUUGGGAUUGGAAGGCAAUCGUCAUUGUCGGUUACACCUGCGCCGGCAUCCAAGUAGCAUCAAUCCCAGCCAUUGCUUCCACCUACGCCAUUGACUCCUACAAGCCCGUCACAGGCUCCAUCUUCGUCAACGUGACCGUCGUCAAGAACCUUUGGGGCUACGGCCUCUCACGCUUCAUCACGGAAUGGAGUAUCGCAGACGGGUUCGUUGAUCCUUUCAUGACCAAUAUGUGUUUGACGGCGUUGUGGUGUAUUUGCGGGGACUCAAACAUUCAUGACACAUAA
Letharia lupina is the source of this 1035-nucleotide messenger RNA. RefSeq lists its product as uncharacterized. The record is from RefSeq and is a predicted model, not a curated record. Lineage: Eukaryota; Fungi; Ascomycota; Lecanoromycetes; Lecanorales; Parmeliaceae. The transcript has 4 exons. Gene Ontology annotation, biological process: transmembrane transport. The coding region runs from base 1 to 1035 and encodes 344 amino acids. Gene Ontology annotation, molecular function: transmembrane transporter activity.